AUGAUCUUACAAUCAAGCGAUGCCUUCAAGAUCCUCGGCAAUAAAUCAAACGUUUAUUGGGGAAGGAGCAGUGAAGUUUCUUAUGGUCUCCGCCUUAACUUGGGUAUCGGCCUUCACAAUUGUUCUUGCUCCAGUAACGCAGAAUGCAUAGAAUCCCCUUCAGGAAAAGGACACGUAUGUAGAUGCCUUCCUCGAUAUGAAGGAAAUGGUUACUUGAAUGGCACAGAUUAUACAGACAUAGAGGAGUGCAGUGAUAAAAAGUUGAAUAUGUGUGUUGGAGAAGAUGGAGGAGGAUCCGUCUCUUCGUUUGUAGGUGCCUGUUUGGGAGCGUCUUUUGUGGUUUGGUGGCUAAAGAAAUGCCACUUGAAAGUUGUGGAGGCCAAAUAUUUUCAGCAGCUGCAGCAGCACAUCACUUAUAGAGUGGGUAGAGAAAGCCUGAGAAUGUUUUCUGCCAAAGAAUUGGCAGGAGCUUCUAAGAAAUGGUGUUGGGAAGUGGCAGCUUCGGAGUUGUGUUUAAAGCCCAAACAAGCUUUGAAUCUAGAGGGUGAACAGAGGUUUUUGUCAUGGGCUUCACGUCGAGCUUCUAAGAAAUGGUGUUGGGAAGUGGUGGCUUCGGAGUUGUGUUUAAAGCCCAAACAAGCUUUGAAUCUAGAGGGUGAACGUGAGUUCCUUAAUGAAAUUAUAAUUCUCUCCCAAAUAAAUCACAAAAACGUAGUGAAAUUGUUAGGGUGCUGCAUCCAAACCAAAUUUCCAUUGCUGGUAUCUGAAUUCGUUCACAAUGGAACACUAUUUGAACAUUUACACUCUAAAGAGGGGUUUUUGUCAUGGGCUUCACGUCUCCAGAUUGUGAUUGAGACAGCGGAGGCUUUGGCAUACCUACACUCUGGAGUAUCUCAAACCAUUUUCCACCGGGAUGUAAAAUCAUCUAAUAUUCUUUUGAAUGAGAGACUCUCUCCCAAACUUGUAGACUUUGGGAUUUCUCGUCUCAUGUCUCUACUUACAAUAUAA
Cryptomeria japonica (Japanese cedar) is the source of this 1008-nucleotide messenger RNA. Its product is annotated as wall-associated receptor kinase 2-like. Gene Ontology annotation, cellular component: plasma membrane. Gene Ontology annotation, molecular function: protein serine/threonine kinase activity; ATP binding. The coding region runs from base 1 to 1008 and encodes 335 amino acids. The transcript is spliced from 4 exons. The record is from RefSeq and is a predicted model, not a curated record. NCBI's taxonomy places the organism in Eukaryota, Viridiplantae, Streptophyta, Pinopsida, Cupressales, Cupressaceae. Gene Ontology annotation, biological process: cell surface receptor signaling pathway; protein phosphorylation.